Salmo salar (Atlantic salmon) is the source of this 1743-nucleotide messenger RNA. RefSeq names its product NF-kappa-B inhibitor-interacting Ras-like protein 1. The record is from RefSeq and is a predicted model, not a curated record. NCBI's taxonomy places the organism in Eukaryota, Metazoa, Chordata, Actinopteri, Salmoniformes, Salmonidae. Gene Ontology annotation, molecular function: GTPase activating protein binding; GTPase activity; GTP binding. Gene Ontology annotation, biological process: Ral protein signal transduction; negative regulation of canonical NF-kappaB signal transduction.
UGCACAAGCGCAGAGAAUCAUUGGAAUUUCCUUGUUGUCAAAAGACAGAAUGAAUGCUGUGAUUUUAGCUAACGUUAGCUAGCUAAAUCACUUCAAAGUUACCUAGAUACCCAGUUUAUUGCAAUAAUAAUUGUAAUCUCUCCAUUUGUCCAACUCUGUCAGCCUUUAAACCAAGGUUUUUGCAUUAUCGAAAUGGGGAAAGGUUGCAAAGUUGUGGUGUGUGGUUUGGCAUCUGUAGGAAAAACAGCCAUCCUUGAACAGCUGUUGUAUGGCAAUCACGCUGUUGGUUCAGAGUCCACUGAGACCCAGGAGGAUGUGUAUGUGGCAUCGGUGGAAACAGAUCGUGGUGUAAAGGAACAGUUACGUCUCUAUGACACCAGGGGGCUCCACGACGGCCUGGACCUUCCCAAGCACUACUACUCUGUGGCAGACGGCUUUGUGCUGGUCUACAGUGUGGACAGCCUGGAGUCCUUUAAGAAGGUGGACGUCCUCAAGAAGGAAAUAGACAAGUCCAGAGACAAGAAAGAGGUGAUGGUGAUCGUGCUAGGGAACAAGACAGACCUGCGUGAGCGUCGUCAGGUGGAGCAGGAGGCAGCGCAGCAGUGGGCGCGGGGGGAGAAGGUCAAGCUAUGGGAGGUUAGCGUCACUGAGAGGAACUCUCUCAUCGAACCCUUCACCAUGCUCACCAGCCGCCUCACACAGCCUCAGAGCAAGUCUGCCUUCCCUCUUCCAGGACGCAAGAGCAAGGGCACGGCGUCCAACGACAUAUGAACUGAACUCAACCUCAAGAGCACCUAAGUUCCAAGUACUUCAGGGGGGAGAUGUUACAGAGUAGGAUUGAUGGAGUUAGCCAGCCAACUUCAAUUCAUAUUCUGACUUCAUAUCACCAUGACUCUACAUUCCAUAGACAACCAACAACCCACAUUAAAUGAGCUUUUUUUUUUAAUUGACUAGCAAAUGAAGAGCUGUAUCUUAAUGUUUAUCAUUAAGCUGGCUAAAUGAGUGAGCCUGCUUUGUGGUGUCAUACACCCCUCUGGUUUCAGUGUGUCCAUCCUAUGGGAUGGCUAUAGUAGCCGCUGUACAACAAGAUCUAGGCCCAUCUAAUGCGCCUUUAGAGUGAGGCAUAUUACCUAGUGUAUGGCAUAUUACUAGAUACUACCUAGUGUAUGGCAUAUUACUAGAUACUACCUAGUGUAUGGCAUAUUACUAGAUACUACCUAGUGUAUGGCAUACUACCAUCUAGUGUAAGGCAUAUUACUAGAUACUACCUAGUGUAUGGCCCGGUAGCAAUAAAAAAAUAAUGGUACGACCUUGAUCAGGUAUGUUGCUCAUGUCUGAUUAUUAAAUGUCUGUCUAUCAUCAGUUUCACCCUAAAUGGUUGUUUUUGUGUAUUUGUUAAAUACAAAACCUGUGUAGUUUAUUAGCUUUGUACAUGUUUUAUUUACCUAAUUUAUUUGUCACUUUACUAAACUUAAUUCCUAGCGGGUAGGAAUGAAAUGUGUCUUCUGUCAUGCGUCCAAAUAAUAUCCUCUCUUCUGAAGUGUACACUCGUUCACUACUACAAACGUAAAAGCAUUGGAUUGGUGGAGGCAUGGGCCAGGAGUUUCCACCAUAUUUCUUAAACAGUCACUUUCUUUCAACUCAUUGAAUUGAAGUGAACACUGAGGAUGGAGGGAACAUUGCCCGUGUCCGUCAUGUCUUGUGUGAGACCUAGCUAAAUAAAUGUCAUAUUUUAUGCUGCUA